Messenger RNA from Durio zibethinus, 1518 nucleotides. RefSeq lists its product as uncharacterized. The record is from RefSeq and is a predicted model, not a curated record. NCBI's taxonomy places the organism in Eukaryota, Viridiplantae, Streptophyta, Magnoliopsida, Malvales, Malvaceae.
AUAUCUUUUGAAAAAGAAAAAAAAAAAAAGAAUGGUAGCCUUAUAAGCCUUUAGUUUUCUGCACGCCCAUUAAUAAAAGGUAGAGUUUCAGACCCCUUCAAACAAAAUUUCCCUAAUCAUAAAAUCUAGUUGCCCUUUUCAACACUCAAUCUCAAAGAAUAAAUUAUUUUAAUCAUGCUUCACCCAUUCUAGUUUUUCCGUAACCCUUUAGGGCUUCUUUAUCAAAUUCUUCCAAAAAACACCAAGCAACUAAAAGAAUAUUUGACACCUUUGCUUUCAUGAUUUCACCUUUUCCACUCCACAACUUGAUCAAGAUGUUUUGAUUCCUAUCGAAAUUUAUUCACUUUUCUUCACCAAAGCAUCUUUCUUGUUACUACUAAUCUUGUUCCAAGCAGUCUCCUUUCCUUCCACUCUUUCACAAUUCACCUCCAAAGCAUUAAAUCUUUGUAACUGAAACCGAAAACCCAAAUCCCAAAUAACCUCAACAACGUCAUGAGAAUCCACCCAUUACCCGGGAAAAGAAACAUCACUAUCCAAUACGUGAUGAACCCGAGAAGCGCAAGGUUCCAAUCUCAGACCUUGUUAACUGGUGGGUCCCACAAGAAGCUCCGGAGGCUGCCUCACAUCUUCAGCCGCGUCCUCGAACUGCCGUUCAGGUCGGAUGCCGACGUGGCUGUGGAGGAGAGCCCCGACUGUUUCAAGUUCGUCGCCGAAACGGAUGGGAGCAUCGGCGACGUUGUAAGGGCUUAUUCGGUGGAAAUCCAUCCUGGGGUUACUAAGAUUGUGAUAAGGUCGAACAGUUUGGUGGAUUUUAGUUCGUUGGAUGAUUUGGAGCUUGACAUGUGGCGGUUUAGGCUGCCAGAGACGACUCGGCCGGAGCUGGCGAGUGCGGUUUACGAGGACGGGGAGCUAAUUGUGACGGUGCCGAAGGGAGGGGAAUUGGAGAAUUUGGAGGAAGAAGGUGGUGGUGGUGGUGGUGGUGAAGGGAAUCGGGAGUUUAGAGGAGGAAUGGAAAACGCCUCGCACGAAAGGUCGGUUUCCACCAUUCAGACUAUAUUUUAGAUGUGGCCAUCCUAGCUCCAGGCAACCCCAUCUUUUAGUGUUGGAAGCUGUAGGUACAAAGUUCAACUUCCACACCACAGGUCCCCAAGCCCUUGAGAUGGGGUGGGGAGGGGCUGACAAUGAAAUUUGACCAGGGACCAGGUUGAUCGUUUUGCUUACCUUUUAACUGCUUUUCCUAGAAAUUGGACUUCCUUUUAGAUGAAGUGGGGGGGAUUUAUUUGAUAUCAUUUUUCUUGAUAAGGAUGCCUUUUGGGUUUCAAUUGUGGUGUGACACGCUAAAGGUAGAUUCCUUCACAAAUAUUUUGAGAAUGUUGCGUCCCCUCACGAUAUACUUUAAGCAUCAUACUGGGCUCCCACCACUCUUUGCUGAAUCGAGACAUAAGAAUGUCCCAUGGCCGAGCCUCUGAUGCUACCCCAAAUUGCUGUAAAUAUUUUAUAUCAAUAGGGUUAAUGUCA